Molecule: messenger RNA, 434 nt
Organism: Entrophospora candida
Lineage: Eukaryota; Fungi; Glomeromycota; Glomeromycetes; Entrophosporales; Entrophosporaceae
Source: the annotation of a GenBank genome assembly
AUGUUUGGAAUAAUCUGGUGUUUAAUUCUAAUCUCACAAGAUCACUAAAUGAAGGAACAUACCAAUCAACUGUCAUUGUAACUACAAUUCAGGCUGUUUUAAAAAAUCUUCCCACUGAAAACUCAUUUUUUGUUAGUACAUCAGAAAAACAAAGCAUUGCCAGUGCAAAUAGAAAAGGAGGAAAUAAGGGAAGGCGUCCAGAUAUUAUGUUCCUGGGAAAUUAUCUUGAAACAAUCUUUGAACUUAUGUAUAUCGAAUGUUCCCGCUUAUUUUGUACUCCACAAAAAAAGAUGGAUGAUGAGAUAAAAUUGUGGCAGGAGGCAAAUGAUGGUCUUUGUUGGGUAUGUCAGAGUCUCAACCCCACUAAAGAACAGUUUGGUAUUGUAGGGAUACAAGUAGCAGGAAAUAUAUUACACUUGAAUGCUCUUGUUUGA